This is a messenger RNA of Mauremys mutica (yellowpond turtle), 1811 nucleotides long. RefSeq names its product FA core complex associated protein 20 (gene FAAP20). NCBI's taxonomy places the organism in Eukaryota, Metazoa, Chordata, Testudines, Geoemydidae. The transcript has 4 exons. The coding region runs from base 287 to 1216 and encodes 309 amino acids. The record is from RefSeq and is a predicted model, not a curated record. Gene Ontology annotation, molecular function: ubiquitin binding.
GCUGCUGGCAGGGGACCGCCGCGGGGCGAGACCCUCUCAGGGCCGCGGCUCUAGAAGCGGCGGGCGCGUUUUUAACUUUCCUUGUUUGCUCCACCUCCGCUGGUGCUGCAGACCAGGGACCCGCCGAAAGCAGAGGGUGUUUCCCGCCUUCCCGUCAGCGGGGUUGUCAGAUACGGUUCGGCCAGUUAGAGAGAUUGGGUUCAACAGCCCUCCCGAGAUCAGAGCUCCGGAGACUGGCUUCUUCCCCCAGCUGUGAAAGCUGCAGCUCAGGCUUCUGUCUGGUGCCAUGUCUCUGCCACACGGGACUGGCGCCCUAGAAGAUGCUUCAGAAAGGAGGAGGAAAACAUUGGCCAACAGAUACUCCUGGUUUGAACAACAAGGAUUAAGUGAGUCUGAAAAUAUGUGGAUGCUGAUACUGAAGGCUGUCAAUCCAGAUCUAAAACCCACAAGCUGGGAAACAGUGCCCAGUUUACCAGAAUUUUUUGGACAGAAUUCUGAAAAUGAGAAGAACCCUCCAAAACCAGAAGUCUUUAAGGUUGGAAUGAAAGAUUUUCAAUGGAUACCUCUCCCAUCUUUCUACAAAGAAAAAGCUCUUAAUAGAAAGAAUCCAAGCUGCUGUCACAUAUCAAAAAGUCAAACUGAGCAUCUAAUGGAAAGAGAGGACCAGACAGACCAAAACCAGCUAAAUAUUGCUCCUGUAGUUGAGAAAAUAUCCCUUGCCGUUAAUGAUGAUCCAGGUGAGAUCAUAAGAAUGAAACACAGCAGGAAAAGUUCUUCAGAACUGAAAGAAAAAGAAAGGACUGAAAGGUAUGAACGUAAUCAGUGUACAGAUUCAACACUGCAUUCUGUACCAGCAUCUACCCAAAGUCUUGCAAAAGAUUUUUGCCUUCAACAGCUCUGUAAAGGGACUGGGCUGGGUGAAGAGAAAAGCAGAAAAGAAAAUGAAAGCAAAGGACAACAGUCAGAUGCACAAAUGCACCAACAUAAUGUUUUAUUAGGUGAGACCAGAUCUACAUCUGCAGAAAUAAAAUCUCCUGUUGACAUCCCCAAAAUGGAAGGUCUUGAGGAAAAGGCUGAGGAUCAGAGAGCAGGAACUUUAACUCUUGACAGUUGUCCGAUGUGUCUAAUCCAGUUUACUGGAACAUUGUCACAGUUGGACAUUGACAGCCAUCUUGCUAAAUGUUUGUCUGAAAGUGCAGAUGAUGUGAUUUGGUAAAAGAACAAGAAUGAAGAGCCAAGAAGUCAGAUGCUAAGAUAUGAAUCUCUACAAGAAAAAAAGGAAAGUAUAUCAAGAAAAUGUGUCCCGACAGAAUGUGUGUAUUAAACUUGUAUAAUUGAAAAACAGAAACAAAGAAGGGUCAGAAAUACCAUCAGCCUCUACUCAUUUCCUCUGAACCGCUCGGUGUAGCCAUUGUAUCUCUGAUCCGGCAAAGAGAACUGGGUGGGCAUACUUCUGGAUGCUGUGGAGCCCCACCGAAUGCAUAUCAAGAAAGUACUAUUAUGGCUUCUUGAAGUACAGGGUCUGUUCUCUUUUGCCACGUAUUUAAUUUGUUAUGCUUUUGAAAGGUAUAGCAGGAAGAGGUUGAUGCAAGCAAUUUCCUUGUAGACUGUUAAUUUGCCUAAUCCAAAUGUCAUUCAAUCCAGUAACUUCAACAGGCUUUGUAUCAGGUUCUAAAUGGUUAACUCUUUGGAAAGUAAAUUGCCUGAUACUUUAAAAAAGUGUUGUAGUACCUAAUGUCUGUUUAGGCUUUUAAAUUUCAGUUCAUGCUUUAUUUGAAAAAAGUUUAAAUAAAAAUCUAGUUGGAAUUUUG